AUGGGAAAUUUUGUUUCACCAUCAAACGAACGCAAGUUCACUGCUCCGUCUUUGGAGAAGGACGGUCCGAAACUUACGUCCCAAAUCCAUUACGGAAGGAAAUCCACUGGUGUUUGUAUGCGAAAUUCACAUUCUAUCAUCCCAUUGCGACCUCCGAAUUAUCAGACAUGCACUUUGCCCCUUACUCUUGUCAAAAAUAGUGAAUCUCCACUUGCCCAACUGAUUUUUGCUCGUUUGUCAUCCUCUUCUUCCAAUAAACGCGCCAGUGUGGAGGUGCCUAGACACCGCCAAUCAAUUGGAUCAUGGCACCGUCCCCAUUCUGAUGUUUUAUCACAACCGUUCCUUGCUAAUAUUACCCCACCACAGGAAAGAAAUCAAUCAAUUAAUAGUAACGACAAUGAUAACGACGAGGGUGAGGAUGUUGAAGUAGAACGUUCUGAAACUGAGAGUUCUGGAAGCGCUGAAGAUGCCUGUUUUGCUUGA
Messenger RNA from Rodentolepis nana, 483 nucleotides. The record is from the annotation of a GenBank genome assembly. NCBI's taxonomy places the organism in Eukaryota, Metazoa, Platyhelminthes, Cestoda, Cyclophyllidea, Hymenolepididae.